GUGGACGAUAACGAUGUUUGUACAUGUAUAUUUUUAGUUUAUACUGUACCAUUGUUUCAUUUUCGCAUUGUCAGAAACCGGUAAAUAAUGGACAGACUUCUUCGUCUUGGAGGUGGUAUGCAUGGCCUAGGACAGGGUGCACCACCAUCAGAUGCCCCCGCGGUGGACACAGCGGAACAAGUCUACAUCUCUUCUCUUGCCUUGCUGAAGAUGUUGAAGCACGGUAGAGCGGGUGUUCCCAUGGAGGUGAUGGGGCUGAUGUUGGGUGAGUUCGUGGAUGACUACACGGUCAGAGUUAUAGACGUGUUUGCCAUGCCCCAGUCUGGUACGGGAGUAAGUGUCGAGGCAGUAGAUCCAGUGUUCCAGGCGAAAAUGUUGGACAUGCUCAAACAGACGGGCAGGCCGGAGAUGGUGGUGGGCUGGUAUCACUCCCACCCGGGGUUCGGUUGCUGGCUGUCAGGGGUGGACAUCAACACACAGCAGAGCUUUGAGGCCCUGUCAGAGAGGGCGGUGGCUGUUGUAGUGGACCCUAUACAGAGUGUGAAAGGAAAGGUAGUGAUUGAUGCGUUCCGGUUGAUCAAUCCCAACAUGAUGAUGCUGGGGCAGGAGCCAAGGCAGACCACGUCCAACCUGGGACAUCUACAGAAACCCUCCAUACAGGCCUUGAUUCAUGGUCUAAAUCGCCACUACUACUCCAUCGCCAUCAACUACAGGAAGAAUGAGCUGGAGCAAAAGAUGCUUCUGAAUCUCCACAAGAAGAGCUGGGCAGACGGACUCACCCUACAGGACUAUAGGUCACACUGCACUAACAACGAGACGGUCGUCAAGGAGAUGUUAGAACUGGCCAGGAAUUAUCAUAAGGCCCUGGAAGAGGAAGAGACUAUGACCCCAGAACAGCUGGCAAUCAAGAACGUCGGCAAACAGGAUCCAAAGCGCCAUUUAGAGGAGCACGUGGAUGUCCUGAUGACUGAAAAUAUCACCCAGUGUCUGGGGGCCAUGCUGCAUACUGUCGUGUUCAAGUGAUCGGAUGUUAUCUCAAACUUUUGGGGCAAUUUAGUUUAACCCUUUACCACUUGGGGCAAUUUAGUUUAACCCUUUACCACUUGGGGCAAUUUAGUUUAACCCUUUACCACUUGGGGCAAUAUAGUUUAACCCUUUACCACUUGGGGCAAUAUAGUUUAACCCUUUACCACUUGGGGCAAUUUAGUUUAACCCUUUACCACUUGGGGCAAUUUAGUUUAACCCUUUACCACUUAGGGCAAUUUAGUUUAACCCUUUACCACUUAAAGAUACAUAUUUUGACGCAUUUGUAGUCUCUUAGAAAGUUAAAUUGAAUUUAAGACCUUUCUUACUAGAUUCAAGCUUUAAAGGCUUCAUUUCCGUCCAUUAGAUACUGAUGAGCAGCAAACAACAUAAAACCUGAACAGACUGCGAGUUACUCGCAGGCUGUUCUGGUUUUAUGCUGGUUGCAAAAGCCAAUAUCACUUUGCUUCUGAGUGGGAAAAGGUUAAUUACGUCGCAUAGAUCACAUGAAGGGACUUGAUAUUUGUGAACAUUAUUCGUACAUCUACUGUUUAUUUUUUCUUGACAAUGUACUGGAAGCAAACACCAUUCAGCUGUGUGGCGCUGCUAAGUGUUUUUAGUUAUGUUUUUCAAGUGGAAAUGCAAUGCUUAUUAUGUGAUAGAAACUUGCACUACAGUAAAUAAACUUUCCAAGUUUAAAAUCUACAUUUAUUGUGUGAUUAAAAUAUGUGCGUCAUUGAAAUUGGUGCAUUUGAAGAUAUUUUUGUUUGCAGAUCUAUCUUGCAGUGGCUGUGUUCUGAGCUAUAUGUUUUUAGAGUUGUUUGAACUAUGAAGUGCUUCAACUAUGAAAUGAGAACUCCUGUCUUGCAAAUCCUAUUAUUAACUUCUAAUAAAACACUGCUGUUAAGUUAGUUCAAUAAAAUUAAUUGAUCAUUUUCUUACUAUUACUAAAUUCACAUUUUCUUGGUUCUUUAAUCCACAAUAUGAGAUAGGGAAUUGGAGCUUGAUUUUCCAGUGUAUAGCAUUCACACAAUUAUAUGUAUACUAGGCGUUCAUAAAUUCCAGUUAAUGUAUGUAUACUAUAUGUUAGAAAUGCAUUUGAAUGCAAUAAAAUUAUCUUAAAUGA
Molecule: messenger RNA, 2149 nt
Organism: Dreissena polymorpha
Lineage: Eukaryota; Metazoa; Mollusca; Bivalvia; Myida; Dreissenidae
Product: 26S proteasome non-ATPase regulatory subunit 14
Exons: 10
Coding region: 88-1023 (311 amino acids)
Biological process (GO): protein deubiquitination; proteasome-mediated ubiquitin-dependent protein catabolic process
Cellular component (GO): proteasome regulatory particle, lid subcomplex
Molecular function (GO): proteasome binding; metallopeptidase activity; protein binding
Source: RefSeq, a predicted model, not a curated record